AUGAUACUGUUAAUAUGUGUUAUAGGCCUGCUUCGAUUUCGGGCAGGCGGAGUGGAAGUGGUAGCAUCUAACGACGAGGCAGCGAAUUCAGGCCACUGGUCGGUGGAGUUGAGGAAUGGUGGAGUUUCCGCAAUGCACAUGACACUGACCCACGAGAAUACUGUGGUCUAUUUCGACAUGACUGACAUCGGUGCGUCGCUGCUGUCUCUGCCGGAUGGGCAAUGCAGAGUGGACCAAUUCGACGAAGUUUUGAAAAGAGACUGCUGGGCCCAUGCGGUGGAGUACACCAUAGCAUCGGCAGAAACCAGACCCUUGGAAAUCAAAACAGACACGUGGUGCUCGUCUGGCUCUUUCGCCAGCAAUGGGACGCUGAUUCAGACCGGAGGAUGGGGAGAUGGCUACAGAGUGGUCCGAUAUUUCAACCCAUGUCCCAGAGGAGGAAACUGUGACUGGAUCGAAGCUCCCAACGCUCUGCAAGAGAAGCGCUGGUACGCCUCCAACCAAGUCCUCCCGAACGAUGGACAGGUUGUGGUCGGAGGUCGUGGCGAGCCCACUUAUGAAUUCGUCCCCAGGAGAAGACAAGACGAAGGCACGUACAAGUUGCCCCUCCUAGUGGACACAUACGAGGCAGGGGCUGAGAACAAUCUAUACCCUUUCGUGUACCUGAAUUCAGAUGGAACCCUCUUCAUUUUCGCCAACAGAGAUUCCAUUCUGCUCAACUUGCAAACCAAUUCCAUUGUUAAAAAAUUCCCUCGCAUGCCGGGGGACGGAUCGAGAAACUACCCGUCCAGUGGCAGCUCUGUCAUCCUUCCCUUGACCUUCGAGGAUGAUUUUCACAAGGUGGAGGUCAUGGUCUGUGGAGGAUCCCCUCCCUCUGCAUACCAGCAGGCCCAGUUGGGAAACUUUCUCACAGCCUUGGAUACAUGCGGAAGGUUGGUGAUCACCGAUGCAAACCCCGACUGGCAGAUGGAGAAGAUGCCAGGCCCCAGAGUGUUAUCAGACAUGGUCAUUCUUCCUACGGGGGACGUGCUCAUAAUCAAUGGAUGCCAGCAAGGAACGGGAGGAUGGGGCCUGGGCAGGAGCCCUGUGCUCUCGCCUUAUCUCUAUACACCCCAUAACGCGAAUUGGCAGAUUAUGGCCGAAUCCACAGUUCCCCGCAUGUACCACUCGUCGGCAGUUCUGAUUCCAGAUGGACGAGUGCUCGUCGGAGGCAGCAACACCAACCGAUACUACAACUUCACGGGUGUCAUGUUCCCCACAGAGCUCAGAAUCGAAGCCUUCAGUCCUCCUUACCUGCACAGCUCGCAAGACGACCUGAGGCCGUCGAGCGUCACAGGCCUUCCUCAUCAACGUGAUCGUGAAAAUCCCAGUGGUCAGAGUGGACUGGUCAUCUACUACGGCGAAGAUUUCACCAUCUCCUUUCGACUGCCUUGGAGAGGUUCCUAUCGGCGAGAUGGAUCGAGCCUGGAGUACAGGCUGAAUGCGCCGCCCUUCUGUACUCAUUCUUUCUCUCAGAACCAGAGGCAGCUGGUGCUCAAGGCCACCACCUCCGGCUACGGGACUUUCCGAUGGGCGCGCAUCACCGCCCCAUCUUCUGCUGUCGUUGCACCUGCAGGCUACUAUCUGCUAUUUGUCGUCCAUGAAGGAGUCCCCAGCUCUGGUACUUGGGUCCAGUUACUCCCUCGUGACUGA
Marchantia polymorpha subsp. ruderalis is the source of this 1692-nucleotide messenger RNA. Lineage: Eukaryota; Viridiplantae; Streptophyta; Marchantiopsida; Marchantiales; Marchantiaceae. The record is from the annotation of a GenBank genome assembly.